Linum tenue is the source of this 1875-nucleotide messenger RNA. Lineage: Eukaryota; Viridiplantae; Streptophyta; Magnoliopsida; Malpighiales; Linaceae. The record is from the annotation of a GenBank genome assembly.
CCUUUCCUCCCUUCUCUCUCGCUCUCAAGCUCUCUCCUUAAUCCCACUCUCACUUUCUGCUUCUCCACUGGUCGACUUUACUCAGUCCCGCUCUUCUCAAGCUCGAUUACAGAGUUCAUCGGGAGAAAAACCCGUAAAGGAAGAGAAAGAAAAACAGAGCACUCUGCUUUUUCGUCCAGUUUGCUCACCCCAUUCUGUUUAGGUUCUAAUUCAGUCUCAUUCAAGGUAAAUCGAGUUUUCUUAUUGUUACAGAGAUGACGAACCAAAAUGUUGUAGUGCCGGACACGAAAUCGGGGAUCAGCUUGCCAAUGGUCCGUCUUUCGGGCUCGUCGAUCUUCCCGGCGACGGCGCAGAAGCCGCCGACGGCUCCUGGCACCGGCGGCGGGGGCUGCAUCUCCCUGUCGGCCAAGAAGAAGCUCCUGCUAGAGAAUCUGGAAAUCAAUGGCGGCGGCGGAGCCGCCAAAAUUAACUCCUGGGUUGACUCCAUGAGAGCUUCCUCGCCGACCCACAUGAAAUCGAGCUCCCAAUCUCUCUCGGAAGAUCAGCAACUCCCAUGGCAGCAGCACCAGCAGCAGAUUACUCUGCCGUCGGCGUUGGACAAUUUCGACCAGAUAAUGGAAGCUUCUAGAGGGAAGCAGAUCGUCAUGUUCCUCGACUACGAUGGCACACUCUCCCCCAUUGUCGACGACCCCGAUCGUGCUUUCAUGUCCAAAAAGAUGAGGACGACUGUUAGAAGGCUGGCGACCUGUUUCCCCACCGCCAUAGUGAGCGGAAGAUGCAGAGACAAGGUGUACAAAUUUGUCAGGCUAGCCGAACUUUACUACGCCGGAAGCCACGGGAUGGACAUUAAGGGUCCGGAGAAAGGCUCCAAGUACACUAAAGUAAGCGACUUCAAUCUACUUCACUUGGGAACUCAGGGGACAGAGCCGGUGAUAUGCCAGCCGGCGAGCGAGUUCCUGCCCAUGAUCGACGAGGUGUUCAAGGAGCUGGUGGCGAAAACGAAAUUGACCCCCGGAGCCAAAGUUGAGAACAACAAGUUCUGCGUCUCGGUUCACUUCCGGUGCGUGGAGGAGAAGAAAUGGAGUGAAGUGGCGGAGGCCGUUAAGUCCGUUUUGAACAAGUAUCCCAAACUCCGUCUCUCUCAAGGAAGAAAGGUACUGGAAAUCCGACCCACGAUUAAGUGGGAUAAAGGCAAGGCUCUGGAAUUUUUGUUGGAGUCUCUUGGAUUCGCUAAUUGUACCGAUGUUUUUCCUAUCUACAUCGGAGAUGAUCGAACCGACGAGGAUGCAUUCAAGGUAUUGAAAGAGAGAGAGCAAGGAUUUGGGAUUCUUGUGUCCAAAGUUGCAAAGGACACUAAUGCUUCUUAUUCCCUCCAGGAACCAACACAGGUUAUGGACUUCUUGCAACGAUUGGUAGACUGGAAAAAGCUGGCUUUCCAGGAGUCCAGGAUGUAGGUUCAUUGAUCAGUGGGGGGGAUUGGAUUUGGAUGGAGUUUUUAAUUGUAUCAAUUAGCAUCUACUCUUAGUUAAUUAAGUUGUAUAAUUACGACAAAAAAUGGAAAAAAAAUUGUACAUCCCUGGUACCCUGGACCCUUUUGACAGGGUAAAAGAGAAAUGUAACUAAGGGUGGGAGAAUAUUAGGUUUUUUUAUUUGUUUCUAAUUUCUCCCUUAAGUUCCUUUUUGUUAGAGGGGAAGUUGGACUAAAUCCAUGUAAUUAAGGGAGAAAUUAACAGGAGGGAAGAGGGUUUAACCAUUUUGGGGUUUUACUCUUUGCCUUUUGGUUUAGUAAAUGGCUCUUUUCUUGUACAUCUUUUGUAAACUAGGCACUUGUUUGUUUGUGGUUACACAUGAAUGGGGAAAAGCAAGACUUUUUAC